This is a messenger RNA of Papaver somniferum (opium poppy), 1615 nucleotides long. Its product is annotated as protein CIA1-like. Bases 139 to 1194 code for a protein of 351 amino acids. The transcript has 2 exons. Gene Ontology annotation, molecular function: protein binding. The record is from RefSeq and is a predicted model, not a curated record. Gene Ontology annotation, cellular component: cytosolic [4Fe-4S] assembly targeting complex. NCBI's taxonomy places the organism in Eukaryota, Viridiplantae, Streptophyta, Magnoliopsida, Ranunculales, Papaveraceae. Gene Ontology annotation, biological process: iron-sulfur cluster assembly.
CAAAACGCUGGAGAAACCACUGUACAUUAGGUUUCUAGACUUGAGCCCUCACUCGCUCCUUUUCGUCGCAUUUCUUGUAAAACCCUUUUUGCAGAGCUCCCGCCGAUCUUUCUCUAUUCACUCGUUCUUCAAGGGAUAAUGGAUUUGUUGGAGGGAAAUUUCAAACUUAACGAGAUUCAGAAACUUGAAGGUCACACUGAUAGGGUUUGGAAUCUAGCUUGGAAUCCAGCUACUGGAAUCUCUGGAAUUCCUCCUAUGCUUGCUUCUUGCAGUGGUGAUAAAACUGUUUGCAUAUGGCAACAGAACUCGUUUGGCACUUCCUGGGAAUGCAAGGCGGUUUUGGAUGAAACACAUACACGAACAGUUAGGUCGUGCGCUUGGUCUCCUUGUGGGAAAUUAUUAGCUACUGCCAGUUUCGAUGCUACUACUUCGAUUUGGGCAAAUGUUGGUGGUGAUUUUGAAUGUGUUUCCACUCUUGAGGGUCAUGAGAAUGAAGUCAAAAGUGUUUCAUGGAAUCCAGCUGGUAACCUGCUUGCAACGUGCAGUCGAGAUAAAUCUGUUUGGAUUUGGGAAGUCUUACCAGGGAAUGAGUGUGAGUGUCUUUCAAUCUUGCAAGGACACACACAGGAUGUGAAGAUGGUUCAGUGGCAUCCGUUUCUGGACCUGUUGUUUACUUGCAGUUAUGAUAACACUAUUAGGAUUUGGGCUGAAGAUGGUGAUGGCGAUGGCGAUGACUGGCAUUGUGUCCAAACAUUAAACCAAGCUAGCAAUGGGCACUCGUCUACAGUUUGGGCAUUAUCUUUUAACUCUACGGGGGACAAAAUGGUCACCUGUAGUGAGGAUCUUACCUUGAAAAUAUGGGAAAGUGACCCCAAAGCAACACCACCAGCUGAAGAUGGCUUUGUUCCAUGGAGACAUGUUUCCACUCUCGCUGGAUAUCAUGAUCGGACAAUAUUCUCAGUUCAUUGGUCGAGAGAGGGCAUAAUUGCUAGUGGGGCUGCUGAUAAUGCUAUACGUCUUUUUGUUAAGAAUGAAGAGGUUGAUGGACCGUCCUAUAAAUUGCUGCUGAGGAAGGAGAAGGCUCAUGAAAUGGACGUAAAUGCAGUACAAUGGAGCUCCCAGGAAACCAGGUUACUAGCUUCUGCAAGUGAUGACGGGACUAUAAAAAUAUGGGAGUUGGCAUCUGUAGCCUGAUAUAUCCUUGGAGAGAGCUGGCCUGGCAGAAGUUACCAAAUUUCAGUUUGGGACUGAACCCAAGGUCCCAUAAUCUUAGUUUUUAUCUUAUUAUAUCUUUUUUUUUUGGCAAAUACCAUUAGCUUAUGUUACAGCACUCAAAAAUAUACCCAAUCAUAUGGUUCUAAGUUAUAUUUAAUGUCAGUGUCCUUUGUCAACAUUUCUUUUGCAUGAAGAUGGCGUUCUAAGCUUUCUUGUUCCGUCUUGUAUCUAUCUUCCUACUUGACUCUGGCACACAUUAAAAUACAAAACCAUGUUAAAGUAUUUGUUAACCUGUUUUGAUCUUUAUGAAGCAUCACAUGAUUGUGUACAUUCAGCUCAUUCUAAUCUUUGUAAUGUCACAGUGAUAGAGCUUUAUAUCAGUGCUUGGUGGUCACUUUCA